Messenger RNA from Arachis duranensis, 2343 nucleotides. RefSeq names its product E3 ubiquitin-protein ligase COP1. The record is from RefSeq and is a predicted model, not a curated record. Gene Ontology annotation, biological process: proteasome-mediated ubiquitin-dependent protein catabolic process. The transcript has 13 exons. Bases 117 to 2165 code for a protein of 682 amino acids. Gene Ontology annotation, molecular function: protein binding; ubiquitin protein ligase activity. NCBI's taxonomy places the organism in Eukaryota, Viridiplantae, Streptophyta, Magnoliopsida, Fabales, Fabaceae.
AACCCCGAAUUACUGAAAACCACACACUCUCUUCUCUCUCUCUCUCUCUCUCUAAACCGUAACCAAAAAAGGAAGACAGAAGAAGCCACCACCACUCCUCCACGAUAGACCUCCAAAUGGAGGACUUCUCCGCUGGGCCUCUGGUCCCAGCCGUCGUCAAAUCCGAGCAGUCCAAACCAACCGCUGCCGCCGAUCCGUCCGCGGCAACCGUCGGCGCCGUCUCUGGCGGUGAGAUUUUUCCCGCCUCCGAAGCGGUUAUGCCGGAGCUCGACAAGGAUUUUCUCUGCCCGAUUUGCAUGCAGAUCAUCAAGGACGCGUUCCUCACCGCGUGCGGACACAGCUUCUGCUACAUGUGCAUCACCACUCACCUUCGCAACAAGAGCGAUUGCCCUUGCUGCGGCCAUUACCUCACCAACAGCCACCUCUUCCCUAACUUCUUGCUCGACAAGCUACUAAAGAAGACUUCUGCUCGCCAAAUAUCGAGAACUGCUACCCCUGUGGAGCAUUUCCGCCAUGCAUUGGAGAAGGGUUGUGACGUGACAAUUAAGGAGCUAGACACCCUCCUGUCUCUCCUUGCAGAGAAGAAAAGAAAAAUGGAACAAGAAGAAGCUGAGAGAAAUAUGCAGAUCUUGUUAGACUUCUUGCAUUGCUUACGGAAGCAAAAAGUUGACGAGUUAAAGGAGGUGCAAACUGAUCUCCAGUUCAUAAAAGAGGACAUUAGUGCUGUAGAGAAACAUCGAAUGGACUUGUAUCGUGCAAGAGACAGGUACUCUGUCAAAUUGCGGAUGCUUGAUGAUUCUGGUGGAAGAAAAUCAUGGCACUCAUCAAUGGACAAGAACAGUACUGGUCUUAUGUCUAGUACUCUAAAUCUUCGAGGAGGGCUGUCUUCGGGAAGUUUGACUAAGAAAAACGAGGGGAAAUCCCAAAUCAGUUCUCAUGGAUAUGGAUCACAUAGAAAAGAUGGCAUCAGUGGAUCAGAAUCACAAUAUAUAAAUCAAUCGGGUGCUGCUCUAGUCAGAAAAAAGAGGGUGCAUACACAGUUUAAUGAUCUACAAGAAUGCUACCUACGAAAGCGUCGUCAUUCAGUAGAUAAGCCCCAUGGCCAACAAGAACUUGAUACAAAUCUCAUAAGCCGAGAAGGUUACACGGCUGGUCUUGAAGAUUUUCAGUCAGUUUUGACUACUUUCACUCGUUACAGCCGAUUGAGAGUCAUUGCGGAACUAAGACAUGGAGAUUUAUUCCAUUCUGCCAACAUUGUUUCAAGCAUAGAGUUUGACCGUGAUGAUGAUUUGUUUGCUACUGCUGGAGUUUCACGAAGCAUUAAAGUCUUCGACUUUUCUGGGGUUGUGAAUGAACCUGCAGAUUCUCAUUAUCCUGUUGUGGAGAUGUCUACACGAUCGAAACUUAGUUGCUUGAGUUGGAACAAGUAUUCUAAGAACCAGAUAGCUAGCAGUGAUUAUGAAGGAAUUGUUACUGUUUGGGAUGUAACCACUAGGAAGAGUCUAAUGGAAUAUGAAGAACAUGAAAAGCGUGCAUGGAGUGUUGAUUUUUCAAAAACAGAUCCAUCUAUGCUAGUAUCUGGUAGUGAUGAUUGUAAGGUCAAAGUCUGGUGCACAAGGCAGGAGGCAAGUGUUCUAAAUAUAGACAUGAAAGCAAACAUAUGUUGUGUCAAGUAUAAUCCAGGAUCUGGCAAUUAUAUUGCAGUUGGAUCAGCAGAUCAUCACAUCCAUUAUUAUGAUUUGAGAAACAUUAGCCGUCCAGUCCAUGUUUUCAGUGGGCACAAGAAGGCUGUUUCAUAUGUGAAAUUUUUGUCUAAUGAUGAACUUGCAUCUGCAUCAACAGACAGUACAUUGCGGUUGUGGGAUGUGAAGGACAACGUACCAGUUCGGACUUUCAAAGGCCACGCGAAUGAGAAGAACUUUGUUGGUCUUACCGUAAACAGCGAGUACAUCGCUUGUGGCAGUGAAACAAAUGAAGUUUUCGUCUAUCACAAGGAAAUAUCCAAGCCCGUGACAUGGCAUAAAUUUGGUUCGCCUGAGGUGGAUGAUGCUGAGGAUGAGGCAGGAUCUUACUUCAUCAGCGCUGUAUGUUGGAAGAGUGAUAGUCCCACUAUACUAACUGCAAAUAGCCAAGGCACUAUCAAAGUAUUGGUGCUUGCAGCUUGAAUGUGUUAUGUGUUUUAGCAAAAGCUGAUUCCUAUUGAUUGUAGGAUGCAAAUUGUACAUAAUAUUUGAGUGUAUAUGAUAGAUUUUAGAAAUCUUAAUGAAGUAGUCCCUGCGGACUUGUGAUAAACCAACUUAAAUUUUGAUUCUGCCAAUUAUGGACAUCGCCUUUAUUCCGUUA